Dicrocoelium dendriticum is the source of this 428-nucleotide messenger RNA. The record is from the annotation of a GenBank genome assembly. NCBI's taxonomy places the organism in Eukaryota, Metazoa, Platyhelminthes, Trematoda, Plagiorchiida, Dicrocoeliidae.
AUGAAAACUUCACGCACCUGGAUGGAGUGUUUGCUUCCUGCAUUGUCAAGUGAAAUUCCCGAGGCACGCGUUUUUGCAUCUUUUCAUAUCGCCACCGAAGCAACUCUACACUCAGAUGAAGGGCAUAUCGAAGUGAUCAAAUCACUCCACCUAACCGAUAAACUGGUUCAGGCUGCUUGCAGCAGAAAUGUAUGGGAAUCCAGACUUGGACUGUUCACUUUGACUCUGCUCGGAAAAGACAUGCCGCUAACUCCUCAUGUUCCACUUUGGGCAACAGAAGAUGUGAAGCGCUGGUUGGAACACAACAAAUUAGGACAGUUAGUCGAGCUUUUCGAAAGUAACAGGAUCGAUGGGGAGCUCCUUCUAUCCUUAGGAGAAGCCGAACUGGAACAAGAUUUAGGUAUUACAAACAAGAUCGUCAUAAGGAC